CUGAUGAUGAUGCACUGAAGAGGAGGCACUGCGAAAGCUCCUGCUCUGUUGUCAGCCCUUAAAAAGCGGAGAUUGAGGUGCGGGGGUCUCUCUGUGUCUCGGAAGGACUCCCCCAGCUCUUUCAGGCGACCUACAUCAGAGAGGAGCGAGGAGGCCUGCCUGCUAAGUGCAUUGGAAAGUAAGGAGGGGAAGGGAAGGGAGCGGAGAACUGGACCUGCCAGCCUGCUUCCAGCGAAAAGUGCUUCAGAUGGAAAAGGUCACAUGAAUCAAUAGUUACGCUUACGUGUGCCUAUUGACUCAAAUUGUUGCCGUCACAUCUAGUUCUUUCCAAAUAUAUCAGUCUUGCCCUGCCAGAGAGGGCUGCUGUACCAGAAAGAUGAAUGUGGGCACAGCUCACAGUGAAGUGAACCCAAAUACCCGUGUUAUGAACAGCCGCGGCAUAUGGCUCUCCUAUAUCUUGGGAAUUGGCCUCCUGCACGUGAUUUUGCUCAGCAUUCCUUUCUUCAGUGUCCCUGUCGUCUGGACGCUAACUAACCUCAUUCACAACAUGAGUAUGUACAUCUUCUUACACACUGUGAAAGGAACGCCAUUUGAGACUCCUGAUCAGGGGAAGGCCCGGCUGCUCACCCACUGGGAACAGAUGGACUAUGGAGUGCAGUUGACAGCUUCUCGCAAGUUCUUGACUAUCACACCAAUUGUACUUUAUUUUCUUACCAGUUUCUACACAAAAUAUGACCGGAUACAUUUCAUCAUCAACACCAUCUCUUUGAUGAGCGUCUUGAUCCCCAAGUUGCCUCAGCUGCAUGGUGUCCGUAUCUUUGGAAUCAACAAGUACUGAGUUUGGGCGGGGGGGUCUUUUUUCUCCCUUCCCCACUUUUCUGGUGAUUGUGAUAUACCAGAGUGAGAAUCCCACUUUUUUUGUUCUGGCUGCAUCUUCAGGUUAGGAUUGCAGGAGAGCUCUUUUUUUUUUCAAUGGGUACAUUGCACAGGAUUGCAAAAACCAGCAAAAUAUAACCCACCCUGGGCUUGCAAAGAGACAAGAGGAAGCUGAAACGUGUGAUAAUUAAUCUUGUUAUUAUAUCUUCUCAAGAAUCUGAAAUUAGAUGCAGGCACACACUACUAUAUAAACGGUACUCAUCACUUGUUCUCUGGUAGGAAAGGAUUCUGGUUCAGAAGAAUAAUAAAAGCAUUAUUUGAAGUGACAUUCAUUUAAGAUGAUAGCAAAUGCACUUUAACAUCAAACUGUCCCGUUGUGGGAGUUUGACUUGCUCAUUGAAAGGGCUACGUCAGAAAUAUUAAGCUACAGCCUACGAAAAGAAUAGUCAGAUUUCUCUCAAUUGUUUAUAAAUACCUUUAAUGAAGUAGAGGCAGGAUUAGAGUAGAAGAAGAGAAGAAAGAAGCAGAGGAAGUGCUUGCCACUGGUUUUGCAGUGGGCGCUGAGGUUUGAAUCCCAGCUUCCCCACUGGCACUCCUGGCCAGAGAAUUAUUGGGUGAAUGACCAGCCUCUUGGAGCACAAAUGGCUUACUGUGAAGUUACAUGAGAGCAGAGGGGAAGAAGACAAGGAAUGUGGCUUAAAAAGAUAUAUAUAUAUAUAUCAGGGCCUCAUUUCCAAUAUUUUUCUCUUUGUCAGAAAUCCAACAGUAGUAGUUAGAUUAUUAAGAUCUAUUGUUGAUUACUACUUAUUUAUGACAGUGCUGAAAUUCAAAAGCUAGUGUCUCUCAUUACUCAUUGUGAUGUCUAGCAAAGGUGAUGGGUUUGUUUUCUUUGUACCUACCAUCCAUAUGGUGGAACAGAUUUUGCAUAAAUAUAUCAUUAUGUUAAAAUAAAAAUGAUUUUGUGUCUAGCAGCAAUGGCGCAUCUAGUAUGAUAUAGUCUUUACUUUUAAGGAUUGCUUGCUUUUAGCCUGUUUCUCAUCAACAAUACUGGUUACUGUAAGAAAGGAAAAUGGGUUUUUAUUUGGUUAACAUCAUUGUUAACCUAUAAUUUCUUCAAAAAGCUGCAAAAGGAAAAGAUCCAUUUAAUAACACAAGUUUCCUCAGACUUCCUACUUUCCAGAUAUGUUUCACGUCGAUUAUGCUAGUUGGAGAGCUACAUGAGUUGAAUCUUCACACUUCUAGAAGGCAUAAUUUGAGGGAAAGACAUUGCUAUCUGGGUGUUUUCCUUCUGCAUCUUUUUAUUAGGGUGUAAGGAGAAGAAAGAAAACACAAACAACACUAGAAGCUUAAUACAUUAAGAUAUGAGACAUCGACUUUAUUAAAAAAACAGGUCAGGCUGCACUUGGGCAAUGAAAAUAUUUUGGGAAGGAUGAAUUUUGAUGAUCAAUAUCUUGGAUAUAUGAAGUUGCUUCUUAUUAUUAAGCAUGCAUCCUGUAAGAGGAGUAUAAUUUAAUGACCCCCCACCC
Thamnophis sirtalis is the source of this 2402-nucleotide messenger RNA. The record is from RefSeq and is a predicted model, not a curated record. NCBI's taxonomy places the organism in Eukaryota, Metazoa, Chordata, Lepidosauria, Squamata, Natricidae.